Sphaerodactylus townsendi is the source of this 2603-nucleotide messenger RNA. It is a transcript of the gene PLPBP, whose product is annotated as pyridoxal phosphate binding protein. Gene Ontology annotation, cellular component: intracellular anatomical structure. The record is from RefSeq and is a predicted model, not a curated record. Gene Ontology annotation, molecular function: pyridoxal phosphate binding. The transcript has 8 exons. The coding region runs from base 59 to 889 and encodes 276 amino acids. Lineage: Eukaryota; Metazoa; Chordata; Lepidosauria; Squamata; Sphaerodactylidae.
AAGCCGCCUCAGGGGGAGAGUGGCGAGCCCCCUCCCAAAUUAAUCGGCCUGUCUGGGAAUGUGGAGAGGAGGGAUGGCUGCUGGGGAAGGCCUGGGACUGGCACUCAGGACCGUGAAGGAGCAGGUGCAGCAGGCAGCGGCCCGCAGGCCCCAGAGCUUGCCUGCACUUCAGCCUCGACUUGUAGCUGUUAGUAAAACAAAACCUGCUGAAAUGGUGAUAGAGGCCUACAACCAUGGACAGCGUAGCUUUGGGGAAAACUACGUUCAAGAAUUGCUAGAAAAAGCAUCAGACUCUAAAAUCUUGUCAUCGUGUCCAGAGAUCAAAUGGCAUUUCAUAGGCCACCUUCAGAAAGGCAAUGUCAACAAGCUGAUUGCUGUACCCAACCUGUUUAUGCUGGAAACGGUGGAUUCUGUGAAACUGGCGGACAGAGUGAACAGUUCUUGGCAGAAGAAAGGCUCUUUAGAGAGGCUGAAGAUCAUGGUGCAAGUGAACACCAGUGGGGAGGACAGUAAGCAUGGCCUGCCACCUGGUGAUACAGUGACAACCGUAGCCCAUAUCAUGCAGAAGUGUCCAAAUCUGGAAUUUGUGGGCUUGAUGACAAUUGGCAGCUUUGGCCAUGAUGUCAGUCAGGGACCCAAUCCUGACUUCCAGAUGUUGAUCUCCUUGCGUCAGGAGGUGUGUGAAAAGCUCCAUAUCCCAAUUGAGAAGGUUGAGCUGAGCAUGGGGAUGUCGACAGACUUUCAGCAUGCAAUUGAAGUUGGAUCCACCAACGUCAGAAUUGGAAGUACAAUCUUCGGCGAACGCGAUUACCCCAACAAGACUUCCGGCGACAAGGCCCUAGGAGAAAUUAAAGGAAAACUGGAGAAUUUGGCAGUGCAGGAGCACUAAUGCAAGAAGGCUCAGAAUAUUCCCUCCCAGCGGAGGGAAUACACUCAAAUAGACCUUACUAUGCACUUGAAUUUCUCCCUUUGUGCUGACCGAUGUGGGGCGCGAUCAGGUAACGGGAAGGUGUCACACGCGCCUCAGUUACCUGUAACUUUGUUAUUGUGUAUCCAUAGAAAUUGGAUUUUUUUAACCAGCAAAUGAACACCUGUGAUUGACAAGUGACUUUUGGUACCUUAGCUACAGUGACUUUAGAUAGCUGUACUGGAUAACCAGCUGACUUAAGCCCUACUACGUCUGGGCAUAAAACCAUUUCCAGCCACGAUCAUCAUGCAUUUCUAAUCAGAGAAGUGGGUUUUCUCCUUUCCUAGAGGCUGAAAUCCCUCCUUCGCAGGGCAGGGAUGCCUCUGACAUGCCUCAUCACAUUCCCCCACAAGAUGCUAUCUGUGUAAACUUGUGGCAUCCUUGCAGCAGUCUCUCGUAGUCCCUUCAGAACACUAAAGAAGUUCAAUAGCUGCUCAGUGGGGAUGGUACCAUUGAGGCGAGAUGGGAAAGGAUCCACUUGCACGCGCAAGCGAACAGUAGGGUUUUUGAUUAAUUUUUGAGCCACAGAGUAGAAAUAAUGUAAAGCGUCUCUAAGGUUGAAGUUGUCCUCCAAAGACUGGCUAUGCCAGCUCCUGUCACCUAGCUACAUAUCAUGUACUUUUCUUCUGCUAGGAAACUGCUCCCUCCCCUCCCCUCCUGGGUGCAUGUAAUUCUGCUAGGUAGCAGUACAUUUUCCACUUGCCAAAGCAGGGAAUCCCUGACUCUGCAGCUUGACUUGCUGUGAAAAUCUUGGCCAAGUCAUUCAACCAUACUGUGCCUGCGUCCCCUGUAUGAGAAAUGGGGCUCACCUACCUCACGUGGGAGACUGCGAGGCUGCCGCGUCUGGAAAGUUUGUCUGAAAUGCCUCCCCCAGGUCCACUUCCCCCACCCAGGAGGAAAGGCACCGAUUGUGGUAUAAAGCAGGCUUGUGCAUCAAUCCAAAAUAAAAUCUAGCAGCCCUAAUUUUUAAAAUUAUUAUUUUGGCACACUUGUCUGCACGCGUGUGUGUCGCGGGACAGCUUGUGUGGUGCGUUUGCAAGGGGCUCGUAGGUAAGGGACGGUUACCCUGGGCGACAGGUCAGUGCCCUCCGUAGGCCCUCUUUGUGGGAGGAACGACGAGUUGGACUGCCACUGUACAUAUUGCUCCAAGAUCUUAAGAAAUCAAUUUGUAGCAGCCGUGCCUGCUGCUUCACGAAGACUUCACACAAGCACUCAUCUCCGUCAUUGCGGCACCCCCACUCAGUGAAAAUGUUUACAGUGGAUUCUGUUUUGUAUCUCACCUGUUGACAAUCUAUUCCGAAGCCCAGCCUGCUGCUAAAACGACUCUAGUUCUCGGUAGAAAAUACCCCUUCUGUCCUCUUCCCUGUAGCCCAAAGCUUUGAGCCUGGUGUGUCCUUUUGGUUUAAUGUAGCUGUGGGGCUUGUGUUACUUCCUGGAAGGAACUGAAUGUAACUGCAAACGAUGAACGUCCGGUCGGAUCCCCACUGUGUAGGUCCUAUGCUGACUGCAGUCUAAACUGUCCCGCAGUUCAACAGUAUAGUGUUUUCAUUGUGUUAACAAUAAAUCCAAUUGUGGAUCGGAAUACUGUACCAUCCGUGCCAGUUGCAGAGAUAUUAAAGAUGUUAUUUUUAUGGUC